Argiope bruennichi is the source of this 965-nucleotide messenger RNA. RefSeq lists its product as uncharacterized. Bases 88 to 657 code for a protein of 189 amino acids. The transcript is spliced from 2 exons. Lineage: Eukaryota; Metazoa; Arthropoda; Arachnida; Araneae; Araneidae. The record is from RefSeq and is a predicted model, not a curated record.
UUCAGCACAGAUGACGAGGUUACGCACUUCCUCGUGAUUUUCGAGAUAAAGAGGGAAGAUAGUCGCAAGCGAGGAUCAUUGUGGGCCAUGAGGUCGACGUUGUCGUUGUGUGUGUUGGUGGUGCUCUCGAUCGGCCUGGUCGCCGCGCAGGACUCCAACUGGGGUCUCAAGGUCAAGUGCUAUGUUGUGGAAGGGGAGGUGGUUUGUCCGGGGUGCAGGCAGAGGGCAGGAUUAUCAUGUCCUCGCUUCGAUCCAGAUAUGAACAGGAUCUGCGGACAAGCAACGCCACCACCUGAUAUCGAAGAAGAAAAUACGCCAGAAUGCGACGAAGCAGCAACAGAAACAAAAGCACCUGAAGUAACAACAAGUAGCCCAAAGUCCAGUACCCCCUUGACGCAGACUGAGCUCGACUUGAUGAAGAACGAAACAUGGCGGGAAGCAAUUCAAAAAGACAUCAGCAUGCGAACUUUCUUGUACCGAAUCCUACAGCCGUAUGGAAGGCGUCAGAAAAGGGAGGUCCCCGAAGAACUAGAAGAAGGCACCUGUCGCUGGAAUGGAGACUGUCCUUGUCCCCAAAUUUGCUGCCGAGCCGGAGAAGGAUGUCCCAGACGAUGCAAAAUGGGAAUUCGUUUGCCACCACCAUGGGGAAAACGAUAACAAAUCACAGUCAAAUAAUGGUGAAAGGUGUUCAAGCAAUUAAAUUGUGUAAUUAUGAAGGUGCAUUUUUUUAAAUGUGUUAAUUAGAAAGGUGAUUCCAUUCUUAUUCUUGAAGACAAUUGAAAUUCGAAUGAUUUUUCAUGGUGUGGAGAAAUUAAAAUGAUCUCAAGCAGUUCCGAAACUGAAAUAGGACUGCUUUGUUAUGGUAGAUAUUUUUAUUAAUAUUUCUGUGAUUGAAUACGCACAUAUGUGCAAAUAAUAUUUUAAUAUUACAUAUGAUAUUAAUAAAUAAUAAUUACUUUGCUAUA